Molecule: messenger RNA, 1797 nt
Organism: Oncorhynchus keta (chum salmon)
Lineage: Eukaryota; Metazoa; Chordata; Actinopteri; Salmoniformes; Salmonidae
Product: alcohol dehydrogenase 1-like
Exons: 9
Coding region: 136-1272 (378 amino acids)
Biological process (GO): formaldehyde catabolic process
Cellular component (GO): cytosol
Molecular function (GO): S-(hydroxymethyl)glutathione dehydrogenase [NAD(P)+] activity; zinc ion binding
Source: RefSeq, a predicted model, not a curated record
UGAAUGUUAGCCUCUAGUCUGGAUGGCUGGAGUAUUUAAAGGUUGUCCAAACCAUCCCUCUGUCACACUCUCUCCCUCUAACUCUAUGCUGAAAUAUAUUGCUCUUCUCUUCCAAACUCCUUAGGUUGAUAGAAGAUGGCAACUGCAGGAAAAGUGAUUAAAUGCCGCGCUGCAGUGGCAUGGGAGCCAAGCAAACCCCUGGUGAUGGAGGAAAUUGAGGUGGCUCCUCCCCAGGCACAUGAGAUUCGCAUCAAGAUAGUGGCCACGGGUGUGUGUCACACUGACCUGUACCACCUGUUUGAGGGGAAACACAAGGAUGGCUUCCCUUGUGUCCUGGGCCACGAAGGGGCUGGGAUUGUCGAGAGUGUGGGGUCGGAAGUGACCAAGUUCAAUCCAGGUGAUAAAGUCAUCCCUCUGUUCAUCUCCCAAUGUGGCCAGUGCCGGUUCUGCAAGAGCCCAAAGACCAACCUGUGUGAGAAGGGCUGGGCCAGUGAUAGGUAUGAUGUGAUGUCAGAGUCAGACACCCGGUUCACUUGUAAGGGGAAGAAGGUGCUGCAGUUCAUGGGGACCAGCACUUUCUCAGAAUACACCGUGGUCAAUGAGAUCGCCGUGGCCAAGAUCCAUCCCUCAGCCCCUCUCGACAAGGUCUGUCUCCUUGGCUGUGGAGUCGCCACCGGAUAUGGCGCAGCCCUUAACACAGCCAAGGUGGAGCCAGGGUCUACAUGUGCUGUGUUUGGCCUGGGAGCUGUGGGGUUGGCAGCGGUCAUGGGUUGCAAAAACGCUGGGGCCAAGAGGAUCAUCGCCAUUGAUAUUAACCCAACCAAAUAUGAGAAGGCCAAGGUCUUCGGUGCCACAGAGUUUGUCAACCCCAAGGACCACAACAAACCCAUCAGUCAAGUGCUGCAUGAGAUGACCAAUGGAGGAGUGGACUUUUCCCUGGAAUGUGUGGGGAGUGUGGCCGUAAUGAGGAGUGCUUUGGAGUCGUGUGUUAAGGGAUGGGGAGUAAGUGUGCUGGUCGGAUGGACUGACAUGGAUGACUUUGCUGCCAGACCCAUUCAGCUCAUAGCUGGCCGCACCUGGAAAGGAUCUCUGUUUGGAGGUUUUAAGAGUAAGGAUGGUGUGCCCAAGCUGGUGAAUGAGUACCUGGAGAAGAAGGUGAAGCUGGAUGAGUUUGUCACCCACAACAUGACCCUGGCCCAGGUCAACGACGCCAUCCAACUCAUGCAGACAGGAGACUGUAUACGGUCAGUCCUGAGUGUGGCACUGCAGUAAGAGGGUCAACUCAACCCAGCCAAUAUCACUUAAUUUUCCUGCUCAACCAAUCAAAGAGCAAAACUAUACAAUAUGGCUUGAUAAACCAAUGAUUCACUAUAUCACAAUAUGUAUUAGUAGGGUUGAAUACUGUUGAAUUUAUUAUGGAUUUAUUAUGGAUAAAUGAAUAAACAAUAUCCCCAUUUUAAAUAGAAUUGUGUCUAGGUAAACUUAUACUCUGUAUCUUUAAUAGACAAUAUGAGUUCAUAAGAAGAAAUUGUGUGACAGGAGAAAGGAGUAAUAAAACCAUUCCAACUGGGCAGGAACAAAUGGGUUGUGGACUGUGUAAACACAUAAGGUCGUUAGCCUAUGGUUGACCCAACCUGAAACUUAGCUCUGGGGUUUUUAGAUUAGGCAGAACCUGUCAGUUCAGUUCAGUGGUGAUCGAUAAGGUGAUCGAUAAUGUUGAGGGGUCAAAAGUUAUCUGGGAGUGUGUUAGUAAGAUAGAAUGAACUUUUCACCUUACUUUGUCCUGUCGAGAGGGGG